AUGAUUGCGAUUUGUGGAAAUGGCGGAUCGCGGUUUUAUCUCUCCCUCCAUCGAUAUCCCAUCGCUCAGCGUCUAAAUUGUUUCUCGACAACAGCGUCCCUCCUUGCGAAGAAGAAGAUGCCCCCCAAAAAGGCUGCAGCGCCUGAGAAGAAAACUCUCCUCGGACGACCGAGCAACAACCUCAAGAUUGGCAUCGUAGGUUUGCCCAAUGUCGGAAAGUCCUCUUUCUUCAACGUGCUUUCCGAGACCGACCUCGGAAAGGCCGCAAAUUUCCCGUACGCUACCAUAAACCCUGAGGAGGCCCGUAUACCUGUUCCGGACGCGCGGUUCGAGUGGCUUUGCGAGAUUUACAAACCUGCCUCACGAGUACCUGCUUUCCUGACCUGCAUCGAUAUUGCCGGUUUGACAGCGGGUGCUUCUACCGGUGCUGGCCUUGGUAACGCCUUCCUAUCCCACGUUCGCGCCGUCGAUGGUAUCUUCCAAGUCGUACGCGCCUUCGACGAUGCAGAGGUCAUCCACGUCGAGGGCGACGUCGAUCCUAUCCGUGAUAUGGAGAUCAUCUCCACUGAGCUGAGGCUGAAGGACAUCGACUGGAUUGAGAAGGCGUUGGAUAACUUGAAGAGGUCGGGUCGAAACCUCGGAAGUACCAGUCUGGCUGACAGGGCUAAGAAGGAAGAAAUUGCAACGGUCGAGAAGAUCCUGAAGACACUCACGGUUGAUGGAAGGGAUGUUCGGAAAGUCGAAUGGACCAACAAAGAGAUAGACGUGGUCAACGGUCUGCAACUCCUCACCGCCAAACCCAUCACCUACCUGGUCAACCUGAGCGAAAAGGACUACGUGCGCAAGAAGAACAAAUGGUUGCCCAAGAUCAAAGCCUGGAUCGAUAGCAACAACCCCGGAGACCCGCUGAUCCCAUUCUCUGUCGCUCUCGAAGAGCGAUUGGGUGCGAUGAGCGCAGAGGAGAAGAAGGCCGAGGAGGAAUCGAUCGGUGCUACCAGUGCACUUCCCAAGAUCACUCAGGCUGGUUAUUCAAGUCUGAUGUACCUCAUUCGGUACUUCACAUGUGGCCCUGACGAAGUUCGAGCAUGGACUAUUCGGAAAGGCACGAAGGCACCCCAAGCCGCUGGUGUCAUUCACUCCGACUUCGAGAACAAAUUCGUCUGUGGUGAAAUCAUGUCCUACGACGACCUUAGGGAGCACGGAAGCGAAGUUUCUGUGAAAGCCGCUGGCAAGCUUCGGCAGCAAGGAAAGCCAUACGAAAUGGUGGAUGGUGAUAUUGCUUACUGGAAAGCGGGCGGCUGA
Molecule: messenger RNA, 1302 nt
Organism: Cyclocybe aegerita
Lineage: Eukaryota; Fungi; Basidiomycota; Agaricomycetes; Agaricales; Hemipholiotaceae
Source: the annotation of a GenBank genome assembly